UCUCCAUCUAUAAACUCAAACACAUCUUCCUAUAUAAACACACAUAAACCAAGCAAUUAAACAUCAACAUUCACAAUCCACACACAAAAAACUUGUACAAUUACUAAAGAUAAGUCUUUAAGAAAAGAAAAAAGAAAUGAUGAAUACGAAGAGUGUAGCCAUGUUGAUGAUGGUGUUGAUGGUACUAAUGGGAAUGGAGAACGUUUUGGUUCACGCUCGUCGUCAUCAUCAUCAUCGUCAUCCUUCUCCUUCUCCAUCUCCUUCACCAGAUUCUGACUCCCUUUCUCCUUCUCCUUUACCAGAUUCUGACUCUUCUCCUCUUUCACCAGAUUCUGACUCUCUUUCUCCUUCACCCGAUUCUGACUCUCCUUCUCCUUUUCCUUCACCCGUUUCAGCAGGAAAAGAAAUAUAUUGCGUACUUGGUUCUAUUCAUCAAUGCCUUCUGCUAGGCAUAAAGUCAAACGAUUGGGACAAGUUUGGCUCAUGCAUUAAAGAAUGUUCGGAGAAAUGCAAAAGGAAUAACACAAGCGAUGAUAUAUAUGUCUAAAAUUACUAAAGAGCAAAUGAUUGUUUGACUUCUAUAAUAUCAUUUCAUAAUGUUUUCGUGAGACAUAUAAUAAAAAUAUAAGGGAUAUAUAAUAAUAAGUAAUAACUAUUGAUAUUUUCUUUAAACAAGAGCAUCGUAUAGAUCUCAAC
This is a messenger RNA of Camelina sativa (false flax), 696 nucleotides long. Lineage: Eukaryota; Viridiplantae; Streptophyta; Magnoliopsida; Brassicales; Brassicaceae. The record is from RefSeq and is a predicted model, not a curated record.